AUGCUGGCUCCAGGAAAAAUGGAAGAAAUAGCAGCUGAACUAAGAAAAUAUGAGGUGGAUGUAGCAGCCAUACAAGAAAUUAGAUGGAAAGAACAGGGAAUUAUAAACAAAAAAGAGUACACCCUCUUAUACUCAGGAAACGAGAAACAAGGGCAAGGUGGGACAGGUUUUAUAGUAAGCAAAAAACUAAAAGAUAAUAUAAUAGACUUUAGGGCGGUAAACGGGAGAAUAGCGUAUUUACGAAUAAAAGCAACCCCCUUUAACCUAUCAGUCUUAAACGUGUAUGCACCAACAGAAAAUGGUGAAGAAGAAGAAAAAGAAAAACUAUAUGAGAAUCUGGAGAAGGAAAUCGAAGGAAUACCCAAGGAAGAUACAACUAUAGUACUGGGGGAUUUUAACGCACAGAUAGGUCAAGAAGAUUACAUAAAACAAGUUGCAGGAAAACAUACAGUACACAAUGUAACAAAUGAUAAUGGAACAAGAUUGUGCAAUUUAGCUAUAAGUACGAAUAUGGUCAUAAGCAGCACCAAAUUCCAGCAUCCGUACCACCACAAAGUGACUUGGAGUGCCCCGGACAACAAAAAAUUCACGCAAAUAGACCAUAUAUUAAUAACAAGAAGGAAACAAAGCUCUGUAAAGGAUGUCCGAACAUUUAGGGGAGCUUGCGCAGAUACGGACCACUUUCUAGUUACAGCAACUAUAAAGCAGAAGGUUAAAAGAUGUAGAAGAGACGCUAAAAAAAAAAAGAAAUGGAACAUUGAAAAAUUGAACCACACAAAUGCAAGAAAAAAAUACAGAGAUACUUUAACAAAAAAAUUAAGAGAACAGACAAAGUCAAAUGAUAUACAAACGGAGUGGGUACAAAUCAAAGACUGUAUAAAAGAAGCAGCAGCAGAACAUGUCGGAAUAAAACAACAAAUAAAGGCUGACAGCAAAAUAAAGGAAAUAGAAAGGGAAAAUAUAAAUAUAAACUCGAAGAAGUUCUAUAAGAGCAUAAAUGAACAAAAUAAGGUAAAUAAAGGGAAGAUAAAAGGCAUAAAGGAUAGCAACGGAAAAGUUACGGAAGAUGAACACCAGUACAAAAUGACAUGGACGCAAUAUUUUAAGGAAAUACUUACAGAUAAAGAAGUACUCCAAGAUGAAGAAUAUCAACAAAUAGAAGAUCUAGAAAAUGCAACCGAAAAUACGGAUGAACCAACAAGAGAGGAAAUCUAUGAAAUAAUCAAUAGAAGCCGCAAUGGAAAAGCACCUGGAUUAGAUGGCAUUAAUAUGGAGCUAAUAAAAUAUGGAGGCUUUGACCUCCAAUAUCGGCUAUAUGAAUUGAUCAAAAAGAUAUGGAUCGAAGAAAAAAUGUCUGAGGAUUGGGAAACUGGUGAAAUUAUUACUAUACACAAAAAAGGGGAUCAACAGAUAUGUAAGAAUUACAGAGGACUCACGCUGCUAAACACCGCAUACAAAAUACUGUCAACACUCAUACAAAAAAGAAUUUCAAAACAAACCAAAACCAUAAUUGGACAGUACCAAACCGGGUUUACAUCUGGAAAAUCUACAAUAGAUGCUAUCCAUACGGUCAAGCAGAUAAUGGAGAAAGCGCAUGAGUAUAAAAUGGAAGUGGAAAUACUCUUCAUAGAUUUUGAACAAGCGUUUGAUUCGAUAAAAAGAAGUAAGCUCAUGUCGGCACUAAAAGAACUGGGAAUACACCCCAAACUAAGAAAACUAAUACAGUGUACAAUGAAGAAAACAACAGUCACAGUAAGGACACAAGUGGGGAACACAGAAGAAUUUGAAAUAAAUCAGGGUGUAAGACAGGGGGAUGCUUUAUCAACGACGCUGUUCAAUUUGGCACUAGAAUAUGUGAUGCGUAAAAUAGACAAGAGAACAAUAAAAACUAGAAGUGGACAAAUAGUAGCAUAUGCAGACGACAUAGCACUUAUCACAAGAAGUCGAAACACAAUGGAAGAAAUGCUAAAGGAAAUAGUACUAGAAGGAAGAACAACCUUAAGUAGUGACGGAAAUAAAGAGGCAGAAGUCAAAGAAAAAACAACAGCAGCUAACAGGGCAUAUUACGGUAACAAAAAACUACUGCAACACAAAAUACUAGGAAAAAGUAUAAAAAUGAGAAUAUAUAAAACAGUUAUUAGACCAGUCAUGAUGUAUGCUGCAGAAACUAUGACUAUGACAAAAAAGCAAGAAGAAGACUUAAGAAUUGUUGAGAGAAAGAUAUUAAGAACAAUAUUAGGACCAGUGAAACUAACAGAAAAUGAGUACCGAAGAAGAAUGAACCAUGAAAUAGCACAAGAAAUUAAAGAGGACAUAGUAAGAAAAAUUAAACAACAAAGAGCAAGAUGGCUGGGACAUGUAUGGAGAGCAGGAGAGGUAACAGUAGCGUACUCAAUAUUAGAUUGGACCCCUGGAAGUGCUAGAAGAAGAGGAAGACCAAGGUCUACAUGGUGGCAAGAGGUAAAAGACGACCUUAAGAGAACUGGGAUGUGUAACUGGCAAGAAAAAACGAAAGAUAGACGAGCCUGGCAGGAUAUGUGCCACAAGAUAUAA
Messenger RNA from Diorhabda sublineata, 2553 nucleotides. RefSeq lists its product as uncharacterized. Lineage: Eukaryota; Metazoa; Arthropoda; Insecta; Coleoptera; Chrysomelidae. The coding region runs from base 1 to 2553 and encodes 850 amino acids. The transcript is spliced from 3 exons. Gene Ontology annotation, molecular function: catalytic activity. The record is from RefSeq and is a predicted model, not a curated record.